AUGACAUCUAACUUGGCAGAGGCCAUGAACUCUGUACUAAAGGCAACCAGAAACCUUCCAAUCACUGCUUUGGUCCAGUCUACAUACUAUCGAAUGGGUUCACUCUUUGGUAAACAAGGACACAAAUGGACCAAAAUGCUAGCUACAAGGAAAGUUUUCACAGAUGAUUGCAACAAGGGAAUGGAUGAUGAGGUAGCUAAGGCUAACACACACAAUGUCAUGCAAUUUGAUCGUGAAAGAUUCUGUUUUAUGGUGCAGAAAAAAUUUAAUCAAAAUGAUGGUCGUCCAACGGGUACUUUCAGCGUUGACCCGAGGAAUUGUUGGUGUGACUGUGGAAAAUUUUAA
Messenger RNA from Lathyrus sativus (Indian pea), 345 nucleotides. The record is from the annotation of a GenBank genome assembly. Lineage: Eukaryota; Viridiplantae; Streptophyta; Magnoliopsida; Fabales; Fabaceae.